Molecule: messenger RNA, 336 nt
Organism: Linum tenue
Lineage: Eukaryota; Viridiplantae; Streptophyta; Magnoliopsida; Malpighiales; Linaceae
Source: the annotation of a GenBank genome assembly
AUGGACCAAGAGAGGAAGAACAGCAACUCCUCCCCAAAACUUGCACUGCUGGAAGCAGAACACGAAGAACGGGAUGAUGAGAAGAUCGACAAGUUCUUUGCAAUUAUCAAAAGGCUGAGAGAGGCUCGCCAUGGUUCUUCAAGCAGCCUGCGUCAUAUGGAGGCACAAAGGGCAAAGAAGGCAAAGAAGAUCCAGGCUCCAUGGACUCCUUCCUUCCAGCUCGAAGAUUUUGCUGGAUUUGCCGGUUUGAGAACAGUAGAGCCGAUAGCUUCUUCAGAGAGAGAAGUAUGUGCACAGGAAGAGAAACACGAAAUAGACCUCAACCUUGCCUUGUAG